CAAUAGGGCGACAUUACUGCAAACAGCAGCUGUCCUGAGAUUGAAUCUGACAGUAGGCGCUGGCUGAGAACCCUGAUUUAUUGGGCACAAUGGGCACCGAUACGGUCCUGGCCAGGCUGUAGUAAAUUCCAUGCAAAGUAUUUAUUUUUGAUCCUUUGGUUGUGACAUGGAAGCCAUGGAGAUAUCAGAGUUCAGACUACAAUGUGCCCCAGACCUGCGCUGUGAGAACCAGUCAUCACGAAUGCCACUCUGCCAAGUGUGCGAGACGUGUGUCCUGGCCACCAAGCUCGCCCUCACCAAAGAACUGUUUAUAAGAGCUGGGCAUGGCUCCCAAAGAAAGUUCUUAUUCGGGGUCAUCAGGAGGUUCAGGAGCCUGGAUCUACUGGUUCAUAUGGAGAAGGUGCUGGAGCCAGCUCUGGGCAAGGACUUCACCUAUAGCCGCUCACGGAUCAACCCCAGCCUGGCACAGGACUUCAGUACCAGCAGUUCGGACCGGGCACUAAACAAGCACGAGCUGCACCUGUUCAUGAUGGAAACUUGGGAAUGGUUCGGGAGCGGAACGUAUUGGACCAAAGCGAAUUACGCCCUACAUCUCCUCCAGAUGUGCAGCUCCCACCUACUGCUAAGUGCUGCCAACCUGAUCCAUGUCCUCAUCGGCCAGGAGGGGCAACAGGCAGAAUCACACGAGAAGAAGUCCAAGGUGCAGGAAUCGGGCAAAAAACGAGGAUGUUCACAGGACGACCCAUCUCUUAUGGUGGUGCCUACUUCUUUCCAGUCCACAUCCGGUGUCAGCAAAUACAAGGACUUCAUCCGCUGCCUUCCGGUUCAUCUCUCCAAAAAGAUUCUAGGGUACUUGAAGAAGAAGCAUCUCUACAGUUGCCUCUUCGUGUCUCAUCACUGGUGCUACCUGACCAAGGACCUUCUCCAGGACCUGGACGCCGAGACGCUCGUGAGGAACGAAGCUAUGAUCCUGCAGGGGACCUCAUACAAGGGUGUGAGCGUUUCAUACGCCAAAAUCCAAACAGUACCAGUACCGAAAGUCGGUGAAGACGGUAAUGCUUUACCAAGGCUGGAGAAGUAUUACCAAGAAAUCAAGUCCGGAGAAAGUCUGGAAGCGGCGUAUACGGAUAUAGAGACCGAGGCUGUAUCCAUGGAGGAGAGGAACCUGUUCUGUGGAUCAUAUAACGUCCUCAUCCUUACAGGACAAGGUGACCCGCACAGGGUGAUCCAUUUUGAUGGCGGACGGUUGGUCGCGGUCGGCUCCAGAGAUCGCAGGGUUAAGCUGUAUGAUAUGGCAGACAUGGCCCAGAUCCCACCUCUCAUUCAGGGGCACUCCGGAAGCAUCCGUGCGGUGAGGUUGUGUGAAGAGAGAGGUUUCGUAUUCAGCGGAGGGUUCGAUCUCAGCAUAAGGCAGUGGGAUUUGCGCAGCGGACUUUGCCUACGAAUCUAUCACGGACACAUGAAGACGAUCACGUGUCUGGAUGUACAAGAAGAUUUUCUGGUUUCCGGAGCUAAAGACGGACUUGUUAAAGUGUGGGACAUCACUACAGGGAAAUGUCUGCGGACGUAUAAACAUAAGGACGCGGUCCUGGCGGUGAUAAUGAGGGGCCAGAUAGUGGUGAGCGGCUGUGACAAGGGUCUUGUCAAAGUGUGGAGCGUGGAAUCUGCCGAAUUAAUCAAGACACUGUCUGGCCACCAGGGGGCAAUAAGGUGCCUGUCGUUUGACCAGUGGCACUUGGUAUCGGGGAGCUCAGAUGGAUUUGUAAUUGCCUGGAGCAUGAUGGGAACUUUUCAGAAACGCUUAAUGAGCUUUAGGCACCCAAAGGAGGUGAUGUGUCUGGAGCUGCUCUACCUCAGGGUUAUUACAGGAUGUGCAGACGGCAAAAUACGUGUAUUUAACGUCCUUAAUGGAGACUGCCUCCGAGUGAUGAGAGCCAAUAGUAGAGCCGACCCAGUAGCCGCACUGUGUAUUCGUGACAACAGGAUGGUGAUCAACGUACUGACCAGCAUCAUGAUCUUCCAGUUCGAGGAGGUCUCGUGGGAUUACUCACAAGCAUCGCAACGAGUCCAUGUCCAGAAGGACAGGCAGCGGUUCCAAGAGGCGGAAAUGCAGCUGAGGCCAUAUAGCUAUGUCCGUGCUCAGAGAAUGAAACGCGUGGGAUCCAGCAACCGGAAGAUCUACCAGCAAGAUGAAGAGGACACCGGUCAGGGAGCGAAGAGCCGGCUGUCCCAUCAUGCUCGUAGCCUGUCUGCGGGAAGCAUGAAGAGAGCACAUGAUUUACAUCUGGAGUCCUUAAAACCAGCGACAUGGCCGGAGCUCAGAAAUUACCGCAGAAGUUUUGCCUACAUUGAUCUGCAACCGGAGUUCUACAAGAAGCCACCGUCUGCCUGUAUACCUCCGACCACCAGGGAAAGUAACCCCGAACUAUGGAGUAGAGCAAGUACUGCACCUGCCAUGAAGACUAAGGAGGAUUCCGAUGAUGAAUCAGGUUACGGAUCUCCAGGGCGCAAAUCUGCUCUUUCCAUGAGCGAGAAUGCAGUGCUGCAACGUAUGAAGCAACGCGGGCCCCACACUCCCAUGAGCCCCAACCAGAUCCUCCUAAGGGUCAGCACAAUCCACAAUUCACAGAAGAUGGAUGCAAUCGGGUCCAAUAUGGAGUACAACUCCAGGAUCCGCGACACGUGGGGGGAUACGCCAUCUGGUAACGUAAGAAAGAUGUUCACCUCGCCCUCCCUCCCGACGGAAAGCCAGAACGUGGACCCCCUGACUCUUCUCCAGCACCUGAAAUCUUCUGCUGUCCCUGUAGACAUGAGGACGGUCCUGACAGCCUUCGAAAUAAGGAAACUGGGGCUAAAGAUGAGAGAGUCCCUGCAUGGGCCCGACAUUUGCUCCACCAUACCCGGCCCUACUCUUAUUCGCCCACAGACAACCUGCGACUACCAGAGGACAGAGAAGCCCAAUGUUUCUCACAGACGAUCCACUUCUGCCCUCGAGGCCGGUGUGAAGAGAAUAGGCCUCUAUACUAGCUGCGAGUCCAUUCAGCCUGUGCGGAUGAUCAUGGGGCAAAAUAUUGAAAUUAACAUCCCGAAACGGAAGGCGCCGGAUCCGGCGGCGAGCGCCGACCCGUACAGGGAGCGCAGUUGCUUCCAACUCCUCACCGUAAAGCAGCUCAAAGAAUUCCAGGCGGAAAAGACAUUGCGGCAAAAAGAAGUGGACGCUCACGUACAGGCCACAAAGAACAAAGAGAGCAGGAAGGCCUGGCUGAAGAAGAUCACCGGGAAGAAUAUAGACGAUUUCACCAAAGCCGGCAAGAUCGCCGCACCAGAGUUCGGGCCUGACGUGUUUCUAUAAUAAGGGCCGAUAA
Hyla sarda is the source of this 3365-nucleotide messenger RNA. RefSeq names its product F-box and WD repeat domain containing protein 10B-like. The record is from RefSeq and is a predicted model, not a curated record. Bases 167 to 3352 code for a protein of 1061 amino acids. The transcript has 13 exons. Gene Ontology annotation, molecular function: protein binding. NCBI's taxonomy places the organism in Eukaryota, Metazoa, Chordata, Amphibia, Anura, Hylidae.